Syngnathus typhle (broad-nosed pipefish) is the source of this 4948-nucleotide messenger RNA. RefSeq names its product solute carrier family 39 member 14 (gene slc39a14). The record is from RefSeq and is a predicted model, not a curated record. Bases 1656 to 3128 code for a protein of 490 amino acids. The transcript has 9 exons. Gene Ontology annotation, biological process: intracellular zinc ion homeostasis; zinc ion import across plasma membrane. Lineage: Eukaryota; Metazoa; Chordata; Actinopteri; Syngnathiformes; Syngnathidae. Gene Ontology annotation, cellular component: membrane. Gene Ontology annotation, molecular function: zinc ion transmembrane transporter activity.
AAGCUAAUGAAGGACUGAAAGCUAACGUACGCUACCUGCUCGCUAAGCUAGCCACACAACGCCAACUGAAAUUAAAAUGAUUUUAAGACAACGCGACGGGAGACAAAAAUCAACUAAGUAGUCGUGAUUGUGGUCUGCGCAGGGAAAGGUGUUCCUUUCUCUCCGUUUAUAUCAAGGGAGGUGAAUGAGUGAGCAUCAAAGUCCUUACGUGGAAGUCAAGAUCACGUUUGUCUCUCCUAUCGGAAUACUCCUCAAACAACAACAUUAAAAAAAUGCCAUCGACUGUUGUUAUUAAACUCCUCCUAUAGUCAAAUAUAAUUGGUUUCGGUCUAAUAAAUAACCCAAGGAUACAAAUGUGGACUUUAAAUAGAUGCAAGUGAUAACAAUCACACAAGUUCAUUUUCAAUACAGGUGCAGCAAUCCCCCGCUAUAUCGUUCAUUUAUCGCGGCUUCAGUACAUCGCUGAUUGACCCCCCCGAAAAAAAAAAAUCUAAUUUGAGCAAUUAUGGCAAUUUCCAGUAGAAGGCGGGGAGUGCCCACACAAAUGCAGUAAGUACAGAACGUACACUUGUACCUUGUUAUUGAAAAAGUUGUUAUAAUAAGAGUUCAGAAAACAUAUUUACAGUAUUGUACCUUGUUAUAAAAUUCUUAUAAUAAUAAAAUAGUUCUAAAACGUAUUUACACUUGUACCUUGUUAUAAAAAAGUUGUUAUAAUAAGAGUUCAAAAAACACAUUGACAGUGUUUAUACUUUUAACUACACCUACAUGUUACAGACACAACACAUAUUUUUUAUACAUUAUUUUCUGUAUGUCAUUUACACUAGGUAUUAAUAUAGUAUUUACAUGUUUGAAACUUUUAAUCUUCUAAUGGUAACAUAUGCACUCAUAUGGUUUGAAAUGUAACAUUCUGUAAAAGGUUCAUUAACAGUGAAGCAGUUACAAUUGUGGCUUUGGCGUCAAAGCGAGAGAAAUACUUGGAAGACCAAAAAUGUAAAAACUCAACUUUUCCCUCCAUAGCAAAGCUUGUACGUGUGCCACUAAUUUAGUUUUUUUUUGUUUGGCCGGGAGGGUUUUAUUUUUAUGUCUUAUAAAACAAUAGCCACCUUUCCAAUCGAGUAAUCGUAUAAAAAUCAGAUGGAUUAAUGCAGCGAGUGUUUCAGUAGCCGGGUUAAUGUAAACGCUCAGUGGGCCCGCCGGGUUCAAGAUAGGCCAACUACUCUGAGAAAUGGCCGCUCGAGGCCGCAGCUCUCGUUUUACCUGGCGGUGGCAUGCUGCGGGGCAAGCUUUUUAUUUCACCGCUUUGUGUUUGCUGAAGCGGGGCGGCAGCUAAUGACGGCGCUGCCGAUGAUGGCUGCGAGGCGACCCGAUAAUUAGGGAGGUGGGCGGGGCCGCGCGGUGCGGCGUGGGGGUUACUCAAUCACCCUGCAGAUACAAAUGAGAUGAGGAGUUGAUGGUACGCCACAGUGAGAGUUGAAGAAUCCUGUGGUGCACUCUGCAGGCAAAGUUUCCCAUCAGCUCGGAACUUGUUUGGCAGUAAACUUUGGCAUCUUCAAAACGGAAUUGCUUCUCGUCCGCGCUGCAUUGAAUUCCGCCGAACGGGAUCGAGUCCACUCGCCAGCGAAGCCCAAGGUAGAAGCGCAGCAGGCCCGGCAGCCAUGGCCACCUUUCACCCUGGCAUCCUCCCAUCGCCGGCCUUGGUCUCGCUCCUGGCCUUGAUCUCGCUGCUUUAUCAAGUCGCGGCUCAGGAGGACGUUCAGAGCCAGUCCCCAGCCCAGGUUCUCGAGGACCUGCUGGCCCGCCACGGCGACAACGACACUAUCACCGUGCCGCAGCUGCGUUCCCUUCUGGCGCUCCUCAGCCAGGGCCGUGGCAACGCUGAGGCCGACGCGCUACGCCAGGAUGUUACCGCUGCGACCGUCCCGCCCAAAUUGAACAACUCCAAGUGCUUGCCAGAGGACAAGCUGGCCAUCUACAGCAUGGGCGAGCAGUCUCGUCUGGACGGGCGGGGCUUGCGGGACCUGUGCCCCACCAUGCUGCAACAGCUGGAUGCCGGCGCCUGCCGCGCCCACGAUCGAGCCGAGCCGAGCGGCGACACCUCGCCGAGGCCGACCGACGCCGAAGUGUGGGGCUUUUCUUUCCUGAGUGUGUCUGUGGUCAACGUCUUCGCCCUCACCGGAGUCUUCAUGGUGCCCGUGAUGAAGACGCGAUACAUGAAGCACGCCUUCACCUUUUUCAUCGCGCUGGCCAUCGGCACGCUCUACUCCACCGCUGUCCUGCAGCUGCUCCCGGAGGCCUUUGGUUUUGACCCCAUGGUUGACUUCUACGCCUCAAAGUCUGCUGUGGUCUUUGGAGGCUUUUACCUCUUCUUCUUCACUGAGAAGAUCCUGAAGAUGCUCCUCAAGCAGAAGCACGAGGGUCACGGCCACAGCCAUUACUCGGCCCCGGGCAGGGACGGCGAAGAGGGGGAGAAGAACGGCCAAGUGAGCGGCGGCCGCGCCGUGGGCAACAUGGACGCCGGUGAGGGCGAGCUCAUGCUGCGCCCCUCGCAGACCCCGCAGGAGCCGCCGAGCACGGAGGGCGGCGGGCGGCCCAGCGGCAGCGGCGGCUGCCAUUGGCUAAAGGGAACGUCGUACUCCGACAUCGGAACGCUGGCCUGGAUGAUCACGCUGAGCGACGGGCUGCACAACUUCAUCGACGGCCUGGCCAUCGGUGCCUCCUUCACCGCUUCCGUCUUUCAGGGCAUCAGCACCUCGGUGGCCAUCUUGUGUGAGGAGUUCCCUCACGAGCUGGGCGACUUUGUCAUCCUGCUGAACGCCGGCAUGACCAUCCAGCAGGCGCUUUUUUUCAACUUUGUGUCGGCUUGCUGCUGCUACCUGGGGAUGGGCUUUGGAAUCCUGGCCGGAAACAGCUUCUCCCCCAACUGGAUCUUUGCCCUGGCGGGAGGCAUGUUCCUCUACAUUUCUCUGGCGGACAUGUUCCCCGAGAUGAACGAAGUGAGCCGUGAGGAGGAGAACGCCGGCGGCGGUAGCUUCCUGCUCACGUUUGCCAUCCAGAACGCCGGGCUGCUGACGGGCUUCGGCAUCAUGCUGCUGCUCACCACCUACUCCGGACAGAUCCAGCUAGCCUAGCUGCCACGAUGCUUCCAGGAUGUCACGCGAGUGGCUGGCUGGCUGCCUGACGCUGCCGGGAAGCCUUCGGGAUGUGGUGAGAGCACACUGUUUGGUUCCUCCGCCCUUCUUCCUCCUUUUGGGAUCCAGCUCCCAAAGAAAACAGACUGCAGGCUAUUUUUUUGUCUUGUUUUUUCAUUGUGUUGAAGAGGAGCAGCAUCAGCCCUUCUCCCAUCUUUAAAACGCCGGUCAAACUCCCGCUUUGGUUUUGUUUUUCAGAAGGGUAGUAUUAAAACAUGAAUCUGCACUUUUACAGGAGAACAUUGUGAAGCUCUGCUCAUUGAUUUCAAGUGACGGCACCGACCAAAGAUUUGAAAAGGUUCUCCUCAUGGCUAGAUUCUACUUCUUCAUUGUUAAAUUAAAGGUUAAAUGACUUACUGCACAAGCAACUUGUUUGGAACUUUGGACAUGACGUCAUUCUCUGUUAUAUUUUGUGCGUGCGUGCGUGCGUGCGUGCGUGCGUGCGUCCGUGCGUGCGUCCGUGCGUGCGUGCGUGCGUGCGUGCGUGCGUCCGUGCGUCCGUGCGUCCGUGCGUGCUCUCACCAGCAGUUAGUGUGGAGGCCAAAAUGAACAACAUGCAUCAAUUGUGAUCUCAAUUAAUUCAAAGUUAGGCAAUUACUUACACUUAUAAUUAAUUCCAAUGUGCAACCUAUUAUGAAUUAUUUUCACAAUCGAAUGAAUGGACAAUUUCCUCCCAUUAUGUCAUGAAUGAAUUAAAAUGUGGAUUCAUAGAGAGGUCCAUUUAAAUAAAAUAAAAAAAAUAUGUAUGUAUAUGUAUGUAUGUAUAUAUGUGUGUAUAUAAACCCUGUUAUUUUUCACUACUAAUUUCUUUAAUCAUUCAAUAGUCAGUUGAAUUCUAAGGUUUGAAUCCAUUACUGUUAAUGAUAGUCGCUUCGUAUUUAUUUAAUUUGGGCGUCAAAAAAUGAUAUAUCAGACUUAAAACUGUGUGAAGACGCACACACACACACGCACACUUUAGUCACUUAGUGGAGUGGGUGUUUGACGAGGGUUGUUUCCAGAGAGUUGCUGACAAUGUUGCAUCCUUGAGCAGCAGCAGAACAGAUUUGAUGUCAUAUCAACAAAAUGGAGGACAAAGGGUCCAGCCAGUGUGGAGAUUUUUUUUCUAUAUUUGGAAAAAGACAAUUACAAUAUUUAGCAGAAUACGCACUCCGAGAAUCGAUUGAUCGGCAGAUUCAUUUCCAAACUGUAUAAUGAAUAAAAAUGACUUUUUUGGGUUCAGAACAUUGACUGUAUUACAAUAGAUUGUCCUUUAGUAUUUAACUUUCCAAUGGAUAGAAACAUCUGCAAAACAAAACAUCCAAUUUAGAUUUUUUUUAAAUGCUAUUUUCUUAGUUUUAUGUUGUUAUGUGAUGUGUAACAAUAAAUAAUGAAAAUGACAAGAAUUGAAUUCCAAUCAAUUUUAAAAAUGUCAGCUGCAGUAGCAUUCUGGUAAUAAAUGGAUUUUGAGGUCAGCUCCAUCGUUGCUGCUUCUUAACGACAAAAAUGUACACGGUCGAAUAUUUAAACGUGUGUAUACAGGCUUGUGUCAGACUUUGAUUGUGUUAACGGUGAAUUCCAUUCAACUGGGUUGAUUGUUCACGUUCGCAAAUGGUUAGAAAAAACAGAUCUUGCUAAUCCUAACCCCUAACCCUAACUAACCCCCAAUUCUCUUUCUAUUUUUAUGUAUGUAAAAAAGCAACAACAAAAAUCCAAGAAAGGCAAGGCUAUGUGCUAUUUAAUCUGACUUUAUACUUGACCAAUAAAAGUACAAUUUUUCCACG